UCAUCUUCUUGUAAACCAUUUUCCCUCUUUCUUUGAUCCUUUCUUCUUCUUCUUCUUCUUCUUCCCUCUCCGUUUUGAGGGUCUUUUUUUAUUUUUCUUUUUCUUUUUUUCUCUUUUUUCCAUUUUCCAUUUUCUUUUUUUUUUUUGGGUUUCUCCUCUUCAUCUUCUUCGUCCUUUCAAUCUCCCGAAACCCUAGCUGGAGAGGUUUCAAAUCAAGGAAGAUGCAGCAGCAGAGACUUAAGCAGCCAGCGAUGAUGCAGCAGUCGCUGUACCAUCCCGGUCUGCUCGCUGCUCCUCAGAUAGAGCCUAUCUUGAGUGGAAAUCUGCCUCCUGGGUUUGAUUCGAGUACAUGCCGCAGCGUGUACGUGGGGAAUAUUCAUCCACAGGUCACAGAACCCCUUCUUCAAGAGGUUUUCUCAAGUAACGGGCCUAUUGAAGGUUGCAAGCUCAUUAGAAAAGAAAAGUCAUCAUAUGGUUUUGUGGACUUUUUCGAUCGAAGAUGUGCCGCUUUGGCUAUUGUGACACUAAAUGGAAGGCAUUUGUUUGGCCAGCCCAUCAAAGUUAACUGGGCAUAUGCCAGUAGCCAGAGAGAAGACACAUCAGGGCACUUUAAUAUAUUUGUUGGUGAUUUAAGCCCUGAGGUUACAGAUGCAACACUGUUUGCGUGCUUCUCUGUCUAUUCUAGCUGUUCUGAUGCAAGGGUCAUGUGGGAUCAAAAGACGGGUCGUUCCAGGGGCUUUGGCUUUGUUUCUUUUAGGAACCAGCAGGAUGCUCAGAGUGCCAUAAAUGACUUGAAUGGAAAAUGGCUGGGAAGUCGGCAGAUAAGAUGUAACUGGGCUACCAAAGGUGCUAAUAACAACGAUGAUAAGCAGAGCUCAGACUCAAAAAGUGUUGUGGAGCUAACUGCUGGAACAUCAGAUGACGGUCAAGAGAAGUCUAAUGAAGAUGCUCCAGAGAACAACCCCCUAUACAGAACUGUUUAUGUUGGCAAUCUUGCUCCAGAGGUCACUAAUGCUGAGUUGCAUCGGCAUUUUCAUGCACUCGGUACUGGGGCCAUCGAAGAUGUUAGGGUGCAACGUGACAAGGGCUUUGGUUUUGUUAGAUACAGCACCCAUGCUGAAGCUGCUCUAGCUAUCCAGAUGGGGAAUGCUCGAAUUCUCUGCGGUAAACCAAUCAAGUGUUCCUGGGGGAACAAACCAACACCACCAGGGGUUUGCUCGAACCCUCUCCCUCCGCCGGUUGCAGCCCACUUCCCGGGCUUCACUGCAUCUGAAUUAGCUGCCGCAUAUGAGCGGCAGAUGGUCCUGAGCAAGAUGGCCCUGAUGCAUCAUCACCACCCUCAGGCAGGCCUCAAGCAGGCGCCCCCCCUGGGAAUGGGUGCUGCCGGAGCCAGCGGGGCUAUUUACGAAGGGGGUUUCCCGAGUGUCGCGACCACCCAACAGCUCAUGUAUUAUUAGUACAUCAAUCACGAAGGACGCCAACAUUCCUCCCUGGUGUAUCGUCGUGGCGAAGGGACGCUUAGUAUAAUAAGUCUUGUCAGAACUCACUUUUGUCUAUCUGGUUCCCUUUCUUCCUGUUUCUUUGUCACCUUUUUUUAACUCUAUUACUAUUACUCUCUAGUAGUCUACUAUUACUGUACAAUCGCUCGUGCCUGUGCUUUGCAGCGGACCGAUCAACUUAUGUUUCUCAAUUUCAGAAAGUCAUUCGAUUGAAAGAACCGACCACGUGAAUUUCGA
This is a messenger RNA of Punica granatum (pomegranate), 1736 nucleotides long. The record is from RefSeq and is a predicted model, not a curated record. Lineage: Eukaryota; Viridiplantae; Streptophyta; Magnoliopsida; Myrtales; Lythraceae.